Messenger RNA from Trifolium pratense (red clover), 1914 nucleotides. Its product is annotated as programmed cell death protein 2-like. Bases 493 to 1599 code for a protein of 368 amino acids. Gene Ontology annotation, cellular component: cytoplasm. The record is from RefSeq and is a predicted model, not a curated record. The transcript is spliced from 6 exons. Lineage: Eukaryota; Viridiplantae; Streptophyta; Magnoliopsida; Fabales; Fabaceae.
UAAAUCUAAUGGUUGAGAUCAAACUUUUAAAAAUUACAAUUUUUUUAAUAAAAGUAAAAGUGCUUCUUCCCUUCUCCACUGAUAUGAAAACCCCUCUUCCUCUCAUCUCCGCUGCCGCCGCCGUCCCUUGCCGCCCAGAACUGUGUUUUGUUUAACUUGGGGUUACAACAACAAAAUUGAAAUAAAUUUUACAACAGUAGAAUCAAACCAAUCUAACCGAGUCCUUUUGAUCGGUUGUUCGGCGUGGUCGCUAUUGCGAAGUAAACACUCUGAGACUACCAUCCAAACUCCCACAAAGUUAACAAACAGAGGCAGUGAGUGCAGUGUGCACCCACCCAGAUGCGAACAGUGCAUCCAUUGAUUUCCCUCAAAUACUACUGCUCUGCCGCGUCGUUCUUCAUCUUCGGCCGCUGGACCUGACUACGACUUUGGAGGAAAAGGAGGAAGCAAAGCACUGUUUCACUCAAUUGAGCUUUCUCCCUCACAACAGUAAUGAUGGGUAAAGUUUUGCUAGGAAUGCCGGGGCCAUGGGCCGAUGACUACCGCGAACCAUCUGAUCCUUAUACUACUAAAAUCGGAGGCCUCCCUGACUGGCCCCUUCCCAAGGAUGCCAUCAAUACUGAUUUACUUUGCUGUGCUACCUGUGCCAAUAGCCUCUCUCUCGUUGCACAGAUUUAUGCUCCUCUAUCUCAUCAUCAUCGCAUUCUUUUCAUUUUCGGUUGUGUUUCGCCCAAAUGCGCAACCUCUUGGCGAGUUCUUCGACUUCAGAAACUUGCUGACGUGGAAACCUCUCAACAUAAACAAGUCGAAGUUCAAAAUCCCAACUCAGGGGAUGAUGAAGACGAAAGUGAUGAUGACAUGAGUUUUGAAGAACUGGCCAAUGCACUUUAUCAAGCUGGGACUUUGGCUUCUUCUAAUUCUAAAUCUAAGAGCAAGAAACAAAAGAAAAAGCGCCAACACAAAUUCCCUACAUCUUCUCCGUAUCCAGAACCAACAACAGCUUCUGAAGAUGUUAACAAUCAUAAUGAUAUUCCAGUGGUGCCUUGCUUUUAUAUAUACACACAAGAAGAGCCAUCUACAUGGGAUCUUAGUUCUGUAUGUUCUAGCUACUCAUCACUUUCUAUUAAGGAGAAUGGAAAUUCUGCUGAGGAUAAUAUGCAAGCAGAAGAAACCUGGGAAAAGGAACAAUAUGAAUAUGAUAAAGCUUUGACAGCUGAUAGAACAUACCUCAAGUUCAAGAAACGGUUGGAUGCGUAUCCUGAGCAGUGUUUUAGAUAUUCGCAUGGUGGCAAGCCAAUUUUAGCUGUAGCUAAUGACAUAAGCCCUGGAAGUUGCGGGCUCUGUGGCAAACCAAGGCAAUUUGAGAUGCAACUAAUGCCCCCAUUACUAUACUUUCUACAGGAAGCACUUGCUGACAACCAAAGACAGAUGGUUGAAAACUGGGAUUGGAUGACCCUUCUCGUAUAUACUUGUCCUGAGAGUUGUUGUGAAGAUAAACAAGUGAACUCCAAUAGCAAUAAUGGUUGGAUCAUAGCCGAGGAAGCUGUCGUAGCUCAAUGUGAGGAGUCCAUGUCCAUUCAACCGGGCUAUUUCUCAUGAUCACUGAGGUUGAUGUAAAGAAUUUAAUACGUUUCUUGCAUGAAAAUUUUGUGAAGUUUGAGAAGGUAGUAUUUAAAUUUGAAGGUAUUGAGAAAAUUGUAGGUUAACCAAAGAAAAUGAAUCCAGAAAAGUGCGUAGUAUGGGGAUUGUAUUCUACAGACUACAAUGCAAAUUUUUGUCAGGUGAUUUUUUCGCUUUAUCUGGCGUGCCUUGAAAUUUUUUGACCUUUUUACCAAACCACACAAUUGUUGUAAUUUAAAUGACUGCUGGUGAAAGUUGUAGCUGAGUCCAAGGAAUAAGGACGUUCUUCUUGAA